This is a messenger RNA of Fusarium coffeatum, 1095 nucleotides long. RefSeq lists its product as uncharacterized. The transcript has 2 exons. The coding region runs from base 1 to 1095 and encodes 364 amino acids. Lineage: Eukaryota; Fungi; Ascomycota; Sordariomycetes; Hypocreales; Nectriaceae. The record is from RefSeq and is a predicted model, not a curated record.
AUGGAUCCUGACGACCUAGUAAAACAUACAAAGAAGCUCCACGACGUAGCCGGCCAUGCGUACAACAAACGUGUGGCUUUUCAGUCAAUCGCUUCUGAUCGCCAUCGAAAAGUUCUCGACAGCGCUAUCAGGAAUGUCCUCGGUACAGAACUAGCGAAAUUUACCUACGCACAGAUUAUUGAUGGCCUCCCAAUCGCGGAUGUUGCCUUCGAUCGACGAAUCACUGGCAUUGGAGGAGAUCACCCUAUUGAUGAUCAUGAGACGUUGUGCCCCGGAGCCUUGGAGUUGGCCGAGGAAUAUUACCAAGAGUGGGAACCUGCAAAGCUCAAGUUUAAUCCUGACACGAUCCGGAUCUUUGAAACUUCCAAGCCCGGCUCGAAGGCUUUCAGUACCAUGCUUGUAGAGCUGGUAGCCGUUUCUUUACAUCAGAUUGCUGUGCUGCUAUUCAAAGCGGACCACCGACUACACGAAGGUGACAUUGAUGCUGUCACAGACUGGAGACUGCCCCUGGUCGGCGACAUGCUGGACAUUCCUUCUGGACCUACUCUUUUUACCCACCACGGGUACCAAGAUGAUGAUAUAUAUCCUGAGGGUGUGGUAGAUAUGGUCGGUUACUGGGCCGAAGAUCGAAUAUUGGGUGGUGUAGCUGUUUUCGAACGACGUCCCGCCGACUUGAGUGAGAUUCCUAACAUCUACUUCCAUUCCUGUCGUAAAUGCCAAACAAUACGGGUCUAUCAACUUCGAGAUGAACAGCAGCAAGCCCUAUUUGACCUCCUUCUUCAGGAAGAAGGGGCGUCAUUGCCAUCACCACUUCCAAUACUAUCAGACAAACACAAUCGUGUACGCGUUGAUGCACCGAGGGCACUGACGCACCAUCAUAUUUAUAGAGAUAUUUGGGAACGAAAACCUCUAGAUAUCUUCCAAUGGCGGAUCUUCAACAAGAGACCGCAAGAUGAGAUAGACUACCCAGAGAUUGGGGAAACGAUUCGACGGAUCAAUACACAGCUAGGGAUCCCUCUACCUCGACCUCGUCCACGUUCUCUAUCACCGCCAGCGAGUGCUGAAGACGAGAAGAACUAUAGAGACAGGGAAUAG